Mucor velutinosus is the source of this 2133-nucleotide messenger RNA. RefSeq lists its product as uncharacterized. NCBI's taxonomy places the organism in Eukaryota, Fungi, Mucoromycota, Mucoromycetes, Mucorales, Mucoraceae. The transcript is spliced from 3 exons. The record is from RefSeq and is a predicted model, not a curated record. Gene Ontology annotation, cellular component: cytosol. Bases 1 to 2133 code for a protein of 710 amino acids. Gene Ontology annotation, molecular function: flavin adenine dinucleotide binding; NADPH-hemoprotein reductase activity; FMN binding.
AUGGAUCCAGAGCCUGCAACUGCAUUAUUCGAUACAACUGAUCUGGUUCUAUUGACCGCUAUUGGCUUAGGCACAGCUGCUUGGUUUAGCAGACAUCAACUGGCUGAAUUAUUCGGUAAAAAGAAGCAAAAGGUAGUAACUGCUGGUGCCAAUACAGCUCAACCCAAGCGAGAGACCAACUUUGUCAAAGUUAUGGAACAACAGGGUCGUCGAGUGAUUGUGUUUUAUGGCUCACAGACAGGCACUGCAGAAGGUUUUGCUGCUCGCAUCGCAAAGGAAUGCUCUCAACGAUUUGGUGUUAGUUGUAUGACCGCAGAUUUGGAAUUGUACGAUCUCACCUAUUUGGAUCAAGUACCCAAGGAUAAGCUUGUCGUGUUUGUAUUGGCUACAUAUGGUGAAGGAGAUCCAACAGAUAAUGCCAUGGAAUUUUGGGAUCUUGUUACAGAGGAUGAACCUACCUUUUCUGAGAGUAGCGAGGAUAGACCCUUGACCAAUCUGAAUUAUGUCAUGUUUGGCUUGGGCAACAAGACGUAUGAUCAGUAUAAUGAAGUGUCUCGUCGUAUCAACAAAUGCCUUUUGAAGCUCGGCGCUCAUCUGGUUGGCGAGGCUGGUGAGGGUGAUGAUGAUGCUUCUAUGGAGGAGGACUACUUGACAUGGAAGGAGAAAAUGUGGCCUGCAUUCUGUGAAACGCUGGGUGUGGAUGAAAGCUCAGCUAGAUCUGGCCCUAGACAGCCUGUGUAUUUGGUCGAAGAAUUGCCUGAAUAUGAAAAGAAUGAUGUCUACUUUGGCGAGUUGGCUGAGAAGGCCAAAAACAACGCCAAGAUCAUUUACGAUGCUAAGCGUCCUUAUAUUGCAGCCAUGACAUCCCGAGAGCUUUUCCACGGUGCAGACCGUCACUGCAUGCACAUUGAUGUUGACAUUAGUGGUACCAAUUUGAGUUACAAUACCGGUGAUCAUCUUGCCAUCUGGCCCACCAACAAUGAAAUUGAAGUCAACCGUCUCGCCUCUGUUUUAGGAUUAACCGACAAAUUGGAUACGGUGGUUAUGGUCAAGGCGAUUGAUCCCACGGCACCCAAGAAGCACCCCUUCCCUGUCCCUACUACCUAUCGCUCCAUCUUUAGAUACUACAUGGAAAUCUGUGCUCCCAUCUCUCGUCAAGUGUUGAACUCUUUUGUGGAAUACGCACCUUCUGAAGAAGCCAAAGCCAAUUUGACCCGCUUAGCUACCGACAAGGACGAAUACCGUAUGCAAGUUGGCGAUGCUUGUCGCAAUCUGGGUGAGGUCCUUCAAUUAGUCACUGGUGCUGAUACGCGUCCUGGUCUCUUUGCCAGCGUUCCUUUUGAUCUCAUUGUCGAAACCAUUGCUCGCAUGCAGCCUCGUUUCUACUCUAUUUCAAGCUCUGCCAAGGAGAGCCCCAAGACCAUUUCAGCUACUGUAGUGACAUUGGCCUAUCAGCCUCUCCCUACACCUCAGCGUACUGUGUAUGGUGUCAAUACCAACUUUUUGUAUAGCAUUCAAAUGCAAAAUGAGCCCACCGUAACUGAUGGUCAAGAACAUCCUCCUUACGACCUGGCUGGUCCUCGCCAAGCUUACCUUGGUUCGGAUGGCCAUUGCCACAAGAUCCCUGUUCAUGUGCGUCAUUCUCAAUUCAAGUUACCUCGCAAUCCCUCUGUGCCUGUCAUUAUGGUAGGUCCUGGUACUGGUGUUGCUCCCUUCCGUGGUUUUGUUCGUGAGCGUGUUGUAGAGAAGCGCAACGGGAAGCCUGUGGGUACCACUCUCUUGUUCUAUGGUAGUCGUAAUCAAGCUCAGGAUUUUUUGUAUGCUGAUGAAUGGCCUGAGCUUUUCGAGACCUUGGGCGGUGAGUCUCGCAUUGUCACUGCGUUCUCUCGUGAUCAAGCCCAAAAGAUCUAUGUUCAACAUCGCCUUCAUGAACACGGUGCUCAAGUCUGGGAGUUGCUGCAAAAGGGCGGCUAUGUGUAUGUCUGUGGUGAUGCCAAGAGCAUGGCGCGUGAUGUCAAUCAAACCUUCAUCAAUUGUGCUAUUGAAUAUGGCGGUAUGACUGAUGAAAAGGCGCAUGAGUACGUCAAGGGCUUAAGAACCACUGGUCGUUACCAAGAAGAUGUUUGGAGUUAA